AUGGUGUCAGAAGCGGGUAUUAGUGGCGACCCAGCUAAGGUUGAGGCUGUCAGAGAAUGGCCACGCCCCGAGAACAUAGGUGAAUACCGUAGCUUGCUAGGUAUUGCUGGUUAUUGCCGCAGAUAUAUCCCAGGGUUCUCCAGCAUUGCUUCCCCCCUGACACAUCUUACCAGGAAAGACAAGUUGCUUGAAUGGUCAGAGUCAUGUGAGCAGGCAUUUUCAGAGCUUAAGAACUUGUUAACCAAAGCUCCGGUGUUGAACUAUCCCAGUAGUGAGGGUGAGUUUGUUCUAGAUACAGACGCGAGUCUAACGAGGUUAUUUGGGGUCUUAUCUCAGAUACAGAACGGCGAAGAAAAGGUUAUUACCUAUGCUAGUCGCACCCUCAGCAAAUCAGAGUUAUUGCACAACGUAUAG
Pecten maximus is the source of this 414-nucleotide messenger RNA. RefSeq lists its product as uncharacterized. The record is from RefSeq and is a predicted model, not a curated record. NCBI's taxonomy places the organism in Eukaryota, Metazoa, Mollusca, Bivalvia, Pectinida, Pectinidae. Bases 1 to 414 code for a protein of 137 amino acids. The transcript has a single exon.